This is a messenger RNA of Cladocopium goreaui, 644 nucleotides long. Lineage: Eukaryota; Dinophyceae; Suessiales; Symbiodiniaceae. The record is from the annotation of a GenBank genome assembly.
CUGAGUAUAUCUGAGCACUGACCUUUUUGGCCUAAGCCAUGGCCGAAAAGCGCGGCCGCGGCGACGCCUUGUUUCGCAAUGUCAACCGUGACGACAGCCUCUGGACAACGGCCCAGCUGGUGACGAAAAGUCCCCUGGAAAAAGCGAAGGCAAAGGAUGCCACCAAGGCGACCUUUUCGGCGACCAAAGUGGAUCUGAAACCACAGAAAGCAGCGAAAACUCGAUCUGCCGAGGAGAUCCUGGCGGGUUUCCGCAGCACCUGGGCCGGAAAGCUCCAAGACACCGAGGACGCGACCGCGGAGGCCGCGGAGACCGCAGAGGCCGCGGAGGCCGCGGCAACGGAGGCGCCUGAGGCCCCGAAGCCGGAACCCUCGCGGUGGUCGCGGUCGCCGUCGCGGUCGCCGUCGCGGUCACGGUCACGGUCCUUGCGAGCCUUGGGGAGGAGGAGAUCGAAAUCUUCAUCCAGUUGAGUGGUGAAGAAAUUGGAAGCUGUUGGAAGAUAUUUGGAUGAUCAUUGCCGAAUGAUUUGAAUGAUGAUAAAUGAUGCAGAAAUAAUUUAAGAUCUAUGAGCUUGUGAGCUUUGCGCUGCUGAGAGCUGAUGGCUGCGUCAUGGCUGCGUAUAUUCGGAGAGUGUUUGAGAGGGC